This is a messenger RNA of Dreissena polymorpha, 1764 nucleotides long. Its product is annotated as beta-1,3-galactosyltransferase 1-like. Gene Ontology annotation, molecular function: hexosyltransferase activity. Lineage: Eukaryota; Metazoa; Mollusca; Bivalvia; Myida; Dreissenidae. Bases 159 to 1259 code for a protein of 366 amino acids. Gene Ontology annotation, cellular component: membrane. The record is from RefSeq and is a predicted model, not a curated record. The transcript is spliced from 2 exons.
AGUUUUCAAACUGCGGAUCGGGUUACCUUUAUGUUACAUGCGUAUACCUUAGUGUCGAUGUUAGAAAAUAUAAAUAGCUUUAACUUAACUUGCAUGAAUAAAUACCGAGUCACAUUUCAGUGGGGAGUGCAGUCGGGUGGAUAUUUAAUGUUUAAGGCAUGGCAAAGACUCGGCGUCACUUCCGGACUGCGAGAGAUAGGUCACUCGGCAUCUUCUGUCUCCUCAUCGCGCUCACUUCCGGGUGCCUGUUUCUCAACAUGAGCAUCCUCCCAUCGAUAAAUCUGCGCGUCGACGCUCGCGAUGAGCAACGUGACGUCACUUUUGCACCGACGCCAGCGCCGACCACAAUCAAAGGUUACGUUGGAAUGUUGAGACUCAUGACCUUCAGCGACGAUGAGGCGAAUCCUGAUCCUGUUUCGAAUAAUAAUUCUCUACCCAAACAUGUAGUUUGGGUCGGGAAGAAAACAGCCUGUUCUAAGAAUACCGACUUGUUUGUGUAUAUCCCAAGCAAAAUGGAAAAUUUUAUGAGACGCCGAUUAAUUCGUCGAACUUGGGGUUCUGUAAAAAGCGUUAAUAGUAUAUCUAUCACAGUCGUGUUCAUUUUAGGUAAACCCGUCGACAGUAAUGAACAGCUAAUGCUUAACAAUGAACAGCUUGUUCACGAGGAUAUUAUCCAAGUCGACGUUCACGAACACUAUCGCAAUUUGUCGGUAAAAGCGGUCGCCGCACUGUCUUGGAUACAUGAGCGCUGCAAACACAUCCGUUACGUCAUGAAGGUUGAUGACGACAUCUUUGUAAACAUCUUUGAGCUAACACGAAAUCUUUUGCCUCAACUCCACCCGGACUCCCUGUCCGUUGCUUGUCACGUGGUUCCGGCGGGGAUCAGCCCAAUAGUUCGAUCAGAAAACAGUCGCUGGUAUAUCCCAGAAAACCUGCUGUCGGGAAGGAAAUACUUUCCAGCCUUUUGCUCCGGUUAUACAGUGGUGAUGACUGCUAAAACUACUCAAGAAUUGUACAAGAAUUCCCUUAAACAGCCUAUCUUGCCUGUCGACGACGUGUACACUUUCGGUAUCCUGGCAGAACACUUAAAUGUUACGUUCAUGGACGUAAAGGGGAACAUGUCGUUGAGUGAAGCGUCGGCUAUGAAGUCAUACGAGAGCGGUGACGUACAGAAUUUCGCUGUUGACGUUAAAGCGUCCGCUAAUAUCGAACGUUUGUGGGUACUUUCCCUUCAAGAUGCCAUGAAGAAAGCAUCUUGACCGCAUUUAUUUCUUUUCUUAAAAUAUAUUUACUAAACGAUUUCUAAAGGAUUAAAACCGGUUAAAAUAAGUACAUGUCAUGUUGCUGUUUUAAGAUAUUUAUGUCGAUAUUCAUUUUUAUUAACCCCAUUUAUGCCUAGUGGACUCUCACAUCCUUCUAAAUUGGAUCACUUUAUUUCCAAAAUUAGGGAUGUCUAGUAUAUUUUUUUCUAUACUUAGAAAAUUUCUUACAGAAAUUCCUUUAUGCGGCGUCUCAUCUGGGUCUUCGCUGUUUGCCAAGGCCUUUUUUCUAGACGCUAGGUAUAAAUGGGUUAACAAUCGUGUAAAAAUACUAAAACAUUAGUUUAAAUUCUUAACAAAGAAAAUAUCAUCAUGCAAAUUGUUACCACACGUUUUAAACGAUUGUCAUAAAUUUAUUCAAAGUUGGUCUCAAAUGUCAGAUUUUCAAAGAUUUUGAAUUAUUAAAAGUGUAUCUAUUUGAAAAUAAAAGCGUUGUGCAAGUAAA